AUGGAUUCUGGGACUCCUUGGGCUGCCAACCCCACUCCCUGGGGCACCCUCUCUGCUCCCAAUGCCACAACACCCUGGCUGGGCCGGGAUGAGGAGCUGGCCAAGGUGGAGAUAGGAGUCCUGGCCACCGUCCUGGUACUGGCCACAGGGGGCAACCUGACUGUGCUGCUGAUGCUGGGGCGGCUGGGCCGCAAGCUCUCGCGCAUGCACCUGUUUGUGCUGCACCUGGCCCUCACUGACCUGGGGGUGGCGCUCUUCCAGGUGCUGCCCCAGCUGCUGUGGGACAUCACCUACCGUUUCUGGGGCCCUGACCUCCUUUGCCGGACCAUCAAGUACCUGCAGGUGCUGAGCAUGUUUGCCUCCACCUACAUGCUGCUGGCCAUGACGCUGGACCGCUACCUGGCUGUUUGUCACCCACUGCGCAGCCUCCGGCAGCCCAGCCAGUCGGCCUACCCACUCAUUGCCGCUCCUUGGCUGCUAGCCGCCAUCCUCAGCCUCCCUCAAGUCUUCAUUUUCUCUUUGCGGGAGGUGAUCCAGGGCACCGGGGUGCUGGACUGCUGGGCAGACUUCCGCUUCCCUUGGGGGCCACGGGCCUACAUUACCUGGACCACCCUGGCCAUCUUCAUCCUGCCCGUGGCCAUGCUCACGACCUGCUACAGCCUCAUCUGCCACGAGAUCUGUAAGAACCUAAAAGGCAAGACGCGGGCCUGGAGGGUAGAAAGAGGGGGCUGGAGGAAUUGGGACAGGGCUGCACCAUCUGCCCCCGCUGCGGCCACGCAGGGGCUGCCAUCCCGCGUCAGCAGCAUCAGCACCAUUUCAAGGGCCAAGAUCCGAACCGUGAAGAUGACCUUCAUCAUUGUGCUGGCCUAUAUUGCCUGCUGGGCACCCUUCUUCAGCGUCCAGAUGUGGUCUGUGUGGGACGAGAACGCGCCUGAUGAAGAUUCAACCAACGUGGCCUUCACCAUCUCCAUGCUUUUGGGCAACCUCAGCAGCUGCUGCAACCCCUGGAUCUACAUGGGCUUCAACAGCCACCUGUGGCCGCGCCCCCUGCGCCAUCUAGCCUGCUGUGGGGACCCCCGGCCCCAGAUGCGCAGGCAGCUCUCCAACGGCAGCCUCUCGAGUCGCCGCACCACGCUGCUGACCCGCUCCAGCGGCCAGCCCACCCUCGGCCUCAGCCCCAAACUCCGUGGGAGGCCUGGGCCCCAAGAGUCACUGAAGGGCUCAGAGCCGGUGGAUGGGGAAGCCAUCACUGAGACCGGCAUCUUUUAG
Equus quagga is the source of this 1269-nucleotide messenger RNA. RefSeq names its product arginine vasopressin receptor 1B (gene AVPR1B). The record is from RefSeq and is a predicted model, not a curated record. Lineage: Eukaryota; Metazoa; Chordata; Mammalia; Perissodactyla; Equidae. Gene Ontology annotation, biological process: positive regulation of vasoconstriction; regulation of systemic arterial blood pressure by vasopressin; G protein-coupled receptor signaling pathway. Gene Ontology annotation, molecular function: peptide binding; vasopressin receptor activity. The transcript has 2 exons. Gene Ontology annotation, cellular component: membrane. Bases 1 to 1269 code for a protein of 422 amino acids.